This is a messenger RNA of Paraglomus brasilianum, 2904 nucleotides long. The record is from the annotation of a GenBank genome assembly. Lineage: Eukaryota; Fungi; Glomeromycota; Glomeromycetes; Paraglomerales; Paraglomeraceae.
AUGAGCGAUCACGAAACUGCUGGUAAUGGAGGAGUUGAUGACGAUUUGUCACUUCCCAAGGCAACUGUGCAGAAGCUCAUUGCCGAAAUGUUACCAUCCGAUAUUGUAUGUGCAAGGGAUACUCGCGACUUGUUAAUUGACUGCUGUGUUGAAUUUAUUCACCUGAUUGCAUCUGAAGCAAACGAAAUAUGCGAGAAAGAAACAAAAAAGACCAUAGCUGCCGAACAUGUACUCUCCGCUUUGAGGACACUAGGGUUCGAGAGCUAUCUGGACGAAGUUCAGGACGUUUACAAAGAACACAAGAAAAUGCAAAAGGACCGCGAAAGAAAAAGCUCUCGCCUAGAGAACUCCGGAAUGACCGAAGAGGAGCUUUUACGACAGCAAGAACUACUCUUUGAACAAUCACGGCAGAAGUAUCAAUCCAAAUUCGAGAUGUCAUUCAUUUCCAGCGUCUCUGCUAUGAAAUCACAGCAACCGAGCCGGAAACCGACUAUUAAAGGUCGCGCUAAUGUUCGCGGUGUACUUAAAAAGACAUCUACAGAGAGUCGUCAAGCCAAAAGAGUUAGAUUUGUCGGUAUUAACAAUGGAGAUACGGAAGACGAAGAAGAAACAAAAGAGAAGAGAAAAAAGCAUGUCAAAGAGCGAACUGAGACAUAUAAUGAAUCCGAGUACAAUCUUUCAACACGCAACGCACAGACCAACGUAAAGAAAUUAAAUCUUCAAGAUCUCGUUGGGACUAUACAAAAUGAAGCAGGCUUUACAGGAUUAAAGAAAUCAUUAUUAAUGUUCGAGAAUAGUGAUAAGAAAGGGGCUAUCAAAGGUCCACUAGCUGCUCCAUUACCAAAGCGAAUCAAGGACAGAUUGAAUAGAGAAGCCGCAUAUGAACAAACAAAGAAGGAUAUUUCAAAAUGGGAGACUAUAGUGAAAGAGAAUCGCAAAAAGGAGCACCUAGAAUUCCCAAUGAAUGCACAACCGUCUCAUCAGAUAUCUACUAGUCAAUUAGUUAGCUCGUUUAAGGCAACCACGCCAUUAGAGAAGCAAAUUGAAAAAGCACUUGUCGAAAGCGGUGUGGAGGAAAAAAAUCUUCAAAAAUAUGAAGAGCUUCAGUUAAAUAAAUUGUCCGUCGACGAAGUGCUAGCUCGUCAAAGAGAACUACGUCGCAUGCGCGAACUGGCGUUCCGUGCGGAAAUCAAAGCCAAACGCAUAGCCAAGAUAAAAAGCAAAGCCUACCGCAAAAUUCGAAAGAAAGAAAGAGAGAAAAAUCAAUUUCUUCUAGAACAAUUUACCGAGCCAGAUGAUGAUAUUACACAGCAAAAGAAACUCAAGCUAGAAACCGCUCGUGCCGAGGAACGGAUGACACUGAAACAUAAAAACAGCAGCAAGUGGGCUAAGCAAGCGUUAAAACACGGCCGGAAUAAUCAGGAAAGUCGUCAGGCAAUCGUAGAGCAGCUGCAGAGGCACGAGGCGUUAACACGUAAAAUUCAUGGAAUUGGUUCGGAGGAUGAGGAAAGUGAAGAUGAAUAUAGUGAUAUCGAAGAUGGUGAUGUUGAAGCAGUUAGGAAAAGAGCAUUAGAAGAGCUUGAACAGAUUGAGGAAGAUGUGAUCAGGGAGCCGGUCAAGGGUGUAUUUGCUAUGAAGUUUAUGACCGAGGCAGCUAAACGGCAAGAAGAACAAGCUAUGUCGGCACUAGAUGAUCUUAGGAGGAGUUUGGAGAAUGAAGAAAUUAGUGAUGUUGAUGGCGAUAAUGAUAAAAAGGAAGAAAAGCAAAAAUCGACAGUAAUAAAAGUUGGUGGUAAUCCAGGCAGAAUGAUAUUUAGAACAAACGUUGAGGGCGCGGAUCAAGCGAACGAUAAUUCGAUAAUAAAUAACGUCGUGGAAGAGGUGGACGUAUUCACCCAAAUCGACAAGUCUCAAGGAAAGAAUUUUGCACAGAUAAUAACAAGCUUCGAGUCGAUUGAGACAAAUUCCAAGUCUGAUAACGACGAAGCGGAAGAAGAAUCUAACCCUUGGCUACAGACAGACACGUCAAAAGUCGCUACCUCAAGUAAGAAGUCAAAUAAAGGUCUCGGUAAAGACUCCAACAAAUACGACAAGAUGGUGACUAAACUAAAAAGAAAGUCACGGGAGGAGAAAGAAGAAGACGUCGAGAUUGACAUGGACAAUGUGUUGACUAUGGAGCCACCAAAAGAGAAAGAGAAAGAUUCUGCAAAGAAAAAGAAGAAAAGAAAGAAAAGAAAGACAAAAAAGCAGCAAGGGAAUAAUCAAGAUACCCAAACUUCAGAGAAUGCUAAUGGCAAUAUAAACACGACCAACAUUGGUGAGGACGAAUCCAACGAAGAUGAUGAAAAGGAAGACGACGAAAAGGAAGAUGACGAUGGCAUUUCCAAGAGUUUGCAUAUUGUACAUGUGAAGAGUGCAACUGCCUUUACACAAAGGGAAUUAGUGGCUCGUGCCUUUGCAAAUGAUGACGUUGUCAAAGAAUUUGAGGCGGAUAAACUAGCUACUAUUGACGAAGAGGAACCGAAAGGGAAGAAUGUAACUUUACCCGGAUGGGGAACUUGGGGUGGUAAGGGGGUAAAACCAUCGAAAAAACCUCCAAUAAUCUUAAAACCACUUCCAGGCGAGGGUGUGCAGGCUUCAAAGCGUAAAGACGCCAAACUUAAACACGUCAUUAUAAAUGAGAAACGAGUCAAAAAGGCAACAAGAUAUUUAGCUACAAAAGUCCCAUAUCCGUUCGAAACGCGGGAACAGUACGAGGCCAGCUUACGAGCACCUAUCGGAAGGGAAUGGAACACUCAAGAAGUAUACCAAAAGAUGAUUAAACCGCGUGUGAUCACUAAAAUGGGUACAAUCAUUGAUCCUUUGACUGCAAAGUUUCGAGAUGAUGAUGGUGAUUCAGAUUGA